Messenger RNA from Mytilinidion resinicola, 1942 nucleotides. Its product is annotated as MFS general substrate transporter. Gene Ontology annotation, biological process: transmembrane transport. Lineage: Eukaryota; Fungi; Ascomycota; Dothideomycetes; Mytilinidiales; Mytilinidiaceae. Gene Ontology annotation, molecular function: transmembrane transporter activity. The transcript has 3 exons. The record is from RefSeq and is a predicted model, not a curated record. The coding region runs from base 61 to 1803 and encodes 580 amino acids.
CUGCCAUACUACAUUACAGUAGAAUCGCCUCCUCUCUUGACGGGACACUCAUCCAACGUCAUGGCGAUCGAAACUGAAAAGCACGAUAUCGAAAUGGCUGACAAUCUGUCGACACACCCUCAGAAGAACGAAAUUGCUCACACCGACGCCCUCGGGCUCCUCGACGAUGAAAUGCCACCGGGCUAUUUCAAAUCCUCCUUCUUUUUAGGGUCUAUGCUCGCAAUCGGCCUCGGUCUGCUCGCCGGUGUCGCAGGAUUCGGCUACGCAGCGCCCAUUCUCGGCCUCAUAAAUGCGGAUGUAGGACCAGAUCCUAACAUCGUGUGGGUUGCGCUUGUGUAUACACUCAUGAUCGCAGUCUCCCUCACUAUAAUCGGCCGCGUAACGGACAUUUUCGGUCGCCGCUACGUCUUUAUCGGCGGCGCAGCCUUCGGGCUUAUUGGAAGUAUCGUAUGUGCGACUGCGAAGAGUGUUGGAGCGCUGAUUGGGGGCGGGACCUUGAUCGGGCUGGGUGCUGCGACGCAAUUGUCGUAUUACUACAUCAUGGGCGAGUUGGUGCCGAUGAAGUAUCGGUUCAUUGGGAAUGCGUCUAUGUACAUCUUCACCAUCCCCGGCUCCGGCUUCGCCCCCGCCAUCGGCAACGCCCUGAUCCUACACACCAAGUCCGGCUGGCGCGGCCUCUACUACAUCCUCAUCGCCGUCAACGCGUGCUCCAUGGCCUGCUUCGUCCUCUUCUACCACCCACCCACCUUCCAAAUGAAGCACCGCAACGCCAGGAAACUCGCCUACGCCAAGAAAUUCGAUUACAUCGGCUGCGUCGUCUACUCCGGUGGGCUCCUCAUCCUCCUGCUCGGCCUCAACUGGGGCGGCAGCGUCUAUGCCUGGAAAUCGGCGCACGUGAUCGCGACCAUCGUCGUCGGCGCUGUGGCGCUAGCCGCGUUUAUCCUAUGGGAGACGUUUGCGAAGCUCGAGGAGCCGCUGGUGCCGAUGCACCUCUUCAAGAACGGGCGGUGGAUCGCGGCGGUGGUGACGAGCGGGUUGGGUGCGGGGUUGUAUUAUGCGUUUGCGAUUGUGUGGCCGAGCAUGGUGACGGUGUUGUAUGCGGAUGGCGAUCAGAUGUAUGGGGGGAUGCUGUCGAGCUUGGUGGGGCUGGGGAUUAUCCUGGGCGAGAUCGUGAGUGGGUUCUGUGCGAAGGCGAUUGGGAAGGUCAAGUGGCAGUGUACGGCGAGUUUUGCGAUUGGGGGGGUAUUGUUUGCUUGUGUCGCGACGUGUACACCUGAUACGAGAGCGAGAGCGUGUGUGUUGUCGUUCCUCGGCGUCUUCUUCAUCGGCUGGAGCGAGUCCGUCGCUAUCACGUUGACGACGAUAUCGAUCAACAACCAACAGGAAAUCGGAACCGCGGGUGGUGUAGCAGGCUCCAUCCGCUUCCUCAUCAGCUCCAUCUCCGCCACUAUUUACUCCGUCAUUCUUAGCAACCGCCUCGCCGAUACAAUCCCUCAGAAAGUGAUCCCUGCCAUCGUCGGUGCCGGUCUACCCAAUUCCAGUAUCGCAAGCUUCCUCGCAGGCUUCACGACAGGCUCGUUCGAAGGAGUGGAGGGCCUAACACCACAGAUCCUGGCUGUGGGCGCAAGGGCGUAUAAAGUAGCGAAUGCGGACGCGUACCGAACCGUGUUCUUGACCACAAUCGCUUUCACGGGUAUUGCCUUGAUUGCCAGUAUAUUCCUGCCGAAUGUGGAGGACCGGAUGACCGGGAAGGUGGCGACGGCGUUGCACAAUCGGGGAGACGAGAACGUGGUGGGUGCCUAAAGUGAUUUGAAAACAGAGAAGUAAGAGUAGCGAGAUUGAAAGGGAAAGGGGAUUUGUUCGAGGUAAUGGAUAUAUAUUUCAGGGGUAUCAUACUAUCAUCUUAAUAUGCCGCUUCAUCGCAAGAAAUGGAUUAAGAGAC